CUUCAGGAUAUCAGGUCAGGUAAAACUCAACCUGUGAGAACUGCUCGCCAAAUAAGUAACCGCCAGUAUCAGAGAAAUGUCGCUAAACGAGAACACAUCGAUCAAUGGAACACACCCAGUUAUGCCUCCGGCGCUUUGCUUCAAUCCUGUUACACGUAGAAUCGGAGAAACAAUCGCUUACUGCCUCUUGUUUGUAGUUUCGCUGGUUGGAAAUAGCUUCAUCGUGAUAAUUGUGCCUAAGACGAAAACCGUGAGAAAAGCCACAAACAUUUUAAUCGUAAACAUGGCCGCGUCCGAUCUGCUUUAUCCGAUAUUCCUUUUUCCGAAGAAUUUAACAGAGGUCUACCUUCAUUCUGGUUUAGUGAGUGGUGGUGUUGGCGAGACUUUGUGUAAGCUUGUUCCCUUCAUAGCAGAUGUCUCCACUUCUGUGUCAAUUCAAAGCCUGGUUCUGAUAGCAGUGGAUCGAUUUGGAACUGUCGUUUUUCCUCUUCGAACUCCAUUUAUCGGUUCAAAGCUGUGCCGGUUCCUCCUUCUUGCCACUUGGAUAAUCUCAUUGGCUUUUCAUUUACCAUAUCUCUUCGCCUUUUCACUCGUUGAGUAUACGGAAGGAACAAAAUGUGCACUACAGUGGAAUGAAGCCCUCGGAGAUACGUUGUCCCUAAAAAACUACAUUCUGGGCGCUUGUAUUUCACUUGCCUAUAUUCCUUUGUUUCUGAUUUUUUUACUCUACCUCAUAAUCAUUUUAAAACUCAAGCCCCAGACGACUCCAGGCGAGCAAUCGGCUAAUGCCGUUAAACGACGAGUAAAAAGGGAACUGAAAGUGCUGAAGAUGUCCAUUGCUAUCGUUCUGGGGUUUACAAUAUGCCGAAUCCCCCUCACUAUACGUUUGUUAUUUCUCUUUUUUCCACCGAACAUCUCCAUGAUUGAGUCUUGCGGUUUUAAAUACUUCGCAUAUGUUGCUCAUUUUCUUAAUCACUCAUAUUGUGCUGUAAACCCUUGCAUUUAUUUUAUCUUUAGUGGAAAUUAUCGUGAAGGUCUCAAAUAUCUCUUCGGGCUAAGAAAUUCAUCUUCCAAGUAG
Messenger RNA from Pocillopora verrucosa, 1078 nucleotides. Its product is annotated as neuropeptide SIFamide receptor-like. Gene Ontology annotation, biological process: G protein-coupled receptor signaling pathway. NCBI's taxonomy places the organism in Eukaryota, Metazoa, Cnidaria, Anthozoa, Scleractinia, Pocilloporidae. Gene Ontology annotation, molecular function: neuropeptide Y receptor activity. The record is from RefSeq and is a predicted model, not a curated record. Gene Ontology annotation, cellular component: membrane.